Molecule: messenger RNA, 1743 nt
Organism: Aspergillus puulaauensis
Lineage: Eukaryota; Fungi; Ascomycota; Eurotiomycetes; Eurotiales; Aspergillaceae
Exons: 1
Coding region: 1-1743 (580 amino acids)
Source: RefSeq, a predicted model, not a curated record
AUGGCAACCGGGUUUGAAGCGGCAGGCCUGGCCCUUGCCACCCUUCCACUUAUCAUCAACCAGCUUGACAGCUAUGUCAGAAGCGCCGAAAAGAUCCGCAUGUUCCGAAGGUACCGCCGUACGCUGCGGGAUUACUGUUUGAGGAUUGAGACGCAAUACGUGAUCCUCUCAAAUCACAUCCAACAGCUGCUCUGUGGUACAGUCGAUAGCCAGGACCAGGUCUUUGAGCUGAUAAAGAACCCUCGGAGUAACUUGUGGAAAGAUGCCGUCUUGAAAGCAAAGCUUGAACGGAAACUCGGCCGCAGUCACCAGGUAUUCAUUGGGAAUAUGGUCCGGGUUCACGACAUAAUAUGCGACCUCUGCGAGAAGCUUAAUAUCAAAGCCCCUUAUAAUGGACCAGUAAGCAUUGCCCUAGCAGACACCAACGCUGACCGUCUGACCUUAUUUUGUGCCAAGUUCCCUAGGUUUGAAAUACGACCGAAGGUCAAGUUCAGCAAGAUUCUGUUUACCGCGGUAUAUGAAGAUCUACUGCAGCAGAUAGGCACCGCGAAUGAUAUCCUGAAAACGCUGAUCGAGCAAGCCGCACGAAGCAAAACGGAGCCACCUUCGGUGCGAUCUGACAUUGUGAUGCUGUCCACAUGGCUCCAGGAGUCACGCACAAAUGCCAGGGGAAUCUACGACGCAUUUAUGGAGCACGUCUCCCUGGAGUGCGGCUGCCACGGACCCCACGGCAUCUACAUGAGGGUGCCGCCGAUUAAAAUCGAGGCAGAUAAAUUGGAAACGAGCCAGCUAUUCCGUGUACUCUUCAGUCGUAUCGGCCAGACAGGAAGCGGGACUAAAUGGCGUUGGCACGAGAUCGAGGUUGAAGCCAAAGAUCCUGAACCAAGCACAGACAUUACCGCAGCUGGGUACAGUGGAAAGGCUGUGCAGUCGAUAGUUCAGUCUGCGGCGCCGAGUAGCACCGUGACUACCGUUGUGAGUGCUAAACUGGAGAGGCCUCUCCCCCGAACAUGCUCUGAGACGCCAAUCACAUAUAUGUGCUCCUCUCUUUCGCACAUUGAUGGACUCGGUGGCCAGAAGCGCAUUGGCUACCUGGUGGGAACGAGCGUUCAGACCCACUAUCAGAUGCGUGCAGCUAUGCUGCCAUAUGAGCAUUGCUUCAAUUCGCUACAGCAAGCCCUUCCUCGGACAACUCGCAGAGAUAGGCUUCGAUUAGCAGCCAGGAUAGCAUGCGCCGUCAUCCAGUUCCAUGACAGCUGGUUAAAACAUGGUUGGAGCAUAUCCGAAAUAAACAUCUCGUCUAGCCCGCCUGAGUCACAGCCAUCGCGCGACGACGGGCUGUUGCACUACGCAAAGCCCCUUAGCGCGCGGAAACCCGAAGCAGAUUCAGAUUCCAGUGAUAGAGAGUCUCCCUACCCAAAGAACUUGAAUCGCACGCUCUUUCCACUUGGGGUUGCGUUGAUUGAGUUGUCACUAGGGGAGUCAGUCGACACCUUGCAGGUAGCGGAGGAUGACGACGCGGAUGUGAUCCAGGCCAAGUUCAACACUGCAUCUCGGUUAUUGAAUAAGGUUUACAGUGAGAGUGGCUCACGGUACGGGGAUGCCACUAAUCGGUGUCUAUUCUGGCCAAUAUUGGAGGGCUCACCGUUUGAAUGCCGUGGGUUAGAAGCCCGUGUGGCAGAAACCGUCGUUCAACCGUUGCUUCAGGACUUAUUGUACUUUGAGGGUUACCAGGGCAUUUAG